This is a messenger RNA of Oryctolagus cuniculus (rabbit), 1343 nucleotides long. It is a transcript of the gene OR56B4, whose product is annotated as olfactory receptor family 56 subfamily B member 4. The record is from RefSeq and is a predicted model, not a curated record. NCBI's taxonomy places the organism in Eukaryota, Metazoa, Chordata, Mammalia, Lagomorpha, Leporidae. Gene Ontology annotation, molecular function: olfactory receptor activity; G protein-coupled receptor activity. Gene Ontology annotation, cellular component: plasma membrane. Gene Ontology annotation, biological process: G protein-coupled receptor signaling pathway.
GAUCCUCAAGAAUGAAGACAACUCCUCUGUCUCCAACUUUGCCUGUUGAAAAUUUGGGUUGUUUAUAUAAAUGUACAUGUUUUCUGCUUUGUGUCUAUGUUUCCUAUAGUAAAAACCCACUCAGAAUGUCAGGAAAAAGUACAGAUAGUAAAUUUUUCACUUGUAUACUAACAAAAUUUUUAUCUUAGAAUGCAUUUUGGCCCUUAUAUUCUUAUUUGAACUUUCUCCAAGGAUGUCAAAGAAGUUAAGAAUGCAUUAAGAACCAAGUUAUUGUAGUAAGCCUCAUUUCUCUGCACAAAUUUUAACUCUCACAUGAGCCAACCACACCUGUUCUGUUUCCUCUUAAUUCACAGGCAAAAACUGAGAACAAGACAUCCCAUGAUAUGGACAUCUCCCUGAAUACAACCAAUAGCUCAGGAUUUCAAGUGUCUGAGUUCAUCCUGAUGGGGCUCCCAGGCAUUCAUGAGUGGCAGCACUGGCUCUCUUUGCCUCUGGCUCUGCUUUAUUUCUUCGCUCUUAGUGCCAAUCUCCUUGUCUUAAUCACUGUCUAUCAUGAGCCAACCCUGCACCAGCCCAUGUAUCAGUUCCUUGGUAUCCUGGCUGUAGUGGACAUUGGACUGGCUACCACCAGUAUGCCCAAGAUCUUAGCCAUUUUCUGGUUUGAUGCCAAGACCAUUAGCCUCCCUGAGUGUUUUGCACAGAUCCAUGCCAUCAACACUUUGAUGUGCAUGGAGUCAGGCAUCUUCAUCAGUAUGGCAGUGGAUAGAUAUGUAGCUAUUUGUUACCCCCUUCAAUAUCCCUCUAUAGUCACUGAAGCUUUUGUGAUCAAAGCCACAAUAUUUAUGGUGCUCAGGAAUAGCUUGUUGACCAUUCCAGUGCCUAUACUGGCUGCCCAGAGACACUACUGCUCCAGGAAUGAGAUUGACCACUGCCUGUGCUCCAACUUGGGAGUCAUCAGUCUAGCUUGUGAUGACAUCACCAUUAACAGAUUUUAUCAGUUGGCCUUGGCCUGGAUUGUGAUUGGGAGUGACAUGGGUCUGGUAUUUGCUUCCUAUGCUAUUCACUCAGUGCUGAGGCUGAGCUCUGCAGAAGCAACAGCUAAGGCCCUGAGCACCUGCAGUUCCCACCUCAUCCUCAUUCUCUUUUUCUACACAGCUAUUGUUGUGGUAUCCACGACUCACCUUGCAGGAAGAAGAGUUCCUCUCAUACCUGUUCUUCUCAACAUGCUGCAUAUUGUCAUCCCUCCGGCUCUUAACCCCCUGGUAUAUGCACUUAGGUCACAGGAGCUGAGAGUGGGCUUCCAGAAGUUGCUUGGUUUGGAUGAACUUGUAUUCAGGAAGUGA